This is a messenger RNA of Chaetomium strumarium, 1553 nucleotides long. RefSeq lists its product as uncharacterized. Lineage: Eukaryota; Fungi; Ascomycota; Sordariomycetes; Sordariales; Chaetomiaceae. The record is from RefSeq and is a predicted model, not a curated record. The transcript is spliced from 3 exons. The coding region runs from base 172 to 1416 and encodes 414 amino acids.
GCCCAUCCAAACCCCCCUUCUCCUUGUGCAAAACAAAGCCGAACAAACACACAUCCAUCUGUCUCUCACCCCCUGAAUCUCAUGUCUCGAGAUCCAGGCGCUGACUGACAGCAAACCACGUUUCGGGAUUUCGCUUACCUUCCGGUGAUUGCGCUUCCGUCCGGUCGGUCCAUGGCAUCCUGCGGCUUAGAAGGCACACCGCCCAGUGAAAGCUUCUUAAGCCGCAAGAAGAAGGAGAUCGUCGAGAGAUCUAUGGCUUUGUUUCAGCGGUCUCUGGAUCGAUGUCUUGAUAACCCAGUCUCUGCGCCGGCGGAAGACCUCGCCCAGGCGGCGGGGGUUGCCGCCCGGCGCCGGGCGAAGAGGGCGAGAGAUUGUGAUGACGGCGACGACGACGCUCGUGAGGAAGGGAAUGCGGCGGCGGUGAGGGACGCUGCGACGGGGACCGGGACGGGGACGGGGGUUGCAGCACGGGCGAAGAAGAAGCGGGCUAUCAGGGAGGGGAACGGUAGGAAAUUUGCUUGUCCAUUUUGCAAGCAUGAUCCGGUCAAGUAUAGGAAUAUUAAGACGUGCUGUGGGCCGGGGUGGGAGGAUGUUCAUCGCGUCAAGGAGCAUAUCUAUCGGCGCCACUCGCUGAAGAACUUCUGUCCUCGGUGCUUUGAGCACUUCGAUAAACCCGAGUCUCUCAAGAGCCAUCAGCGCGCUGAUGUUCCUUGCAAGGUGAGGGACCGGUGCCCAGACGCCGUUACCGAGGAGCAGGAGAAACUGCUACGCACCCGUGCCAAGUCGAACUGCACCGAGGUCAGCAAGUGGGAAGAGAUGUACCACGUCAUCUUCCCGGGCCAGAAGGUCCCGUCGCCGUACUACGACUCGAGAACAGACUCGUGCCCCGAUGGUGAGAAGAGCCGGUUCAAGAACGUAGACGAGGCGAGGGAGUUCCUGCGCACCGAGAUCCCCAAAUACGUCAGACCCGUCAUUGAGCAAUAUGCCACCGAGCUCAUCCAGGAGGUCCAGGGGAAGGUCAACCAGAAGACGGCCGAGAUCGCCCGCGAAGUCGAGGCCAGGCUACUCCGCACGUUCCACUUCCAGGAGGAGCAGUCGUCCACGCUGCUGUCCAGUAGCGCUUCCCUCUCCCAAGGCGGGGUGGCAGCCGCCGAGCCGAGCCCGCCAGCGAGCCCGAUGCCUGAGCUGUCCAAGGUCACCGAUAUGCUGGAGAGCAUGAAGGACGAUCCCAUCGCCAGCGAGCUGUGCAACAGCCUGCGUUUCGAUGUGGAUGACCUGUUUGCCACUGCGGAAGUCAUCGGGUGCGACACCUACAGCAUGGAUUCGGCCUACUACACGCAGUCGUCGAAUGGCGGUCACGGGCUUUAUGGCAUGGGCGGUCCGGGUUACGUCCCUCAUUACGAUGGCUCUGUCUGAUGCGUUGGUCGGGAGAUUUUGCUAUGUACGUUGAUUUGGGGUUGAAGACAUUUCUUUCGGCUUUCUGGGCACAACUGGCAAGUCAUUUGUUAUCGGGGUUGCAGCCUUAGGACCGGGACGAUUUGCGACGGCAGACU